AUGCCAGAGGAGGAGAGUCUGUUCAGGUCGGCGACCAUGUCGCUGAUCCAGCUCUACAUUCCUUCCGAGACUGCGCACGCUACUGUUCAGGAACUCGGAGAGCUGGGAAAUGUUAUGUUCAAGGAUCUCAACCCAGAUAUCUCGCCUUUCCAGCGCUCCUUUGUCACCGACAUCAGGCGGCUCGAUGAGAUGGAGAGGCGUAUCCGCUUCCUCUAUGCUCAGAUGGACAAGGAAGGUGUGCCCGUUCGGCCACUCGAAAGUGCGCUUCCCUUCAUCAGCCUCGGCUCGGGGUCUGAUGGUCGUCGCGGUCAUCAGCUCAUGGACGAGCUCUCAGUCAAGUUACGCGAGCAUGAGGAGCGACUCGGCCAAAUGAAUGGCUCCUACGAGACGCUGCAGAAGCGUUUGCAGGAACUCGAGGAGGCUAAGCAUGUUCUUCGCGAGACCGCUGUCUUCUUUGAUCAAGCAGAGGGUCGACAGGACGCCAACCGAGUUUCUCUCGACGAUGCCAAUGCGCCUCUCCUCGACGAUGUUGAGUCCCACGCUUUCAACAGCUCGCGAGGCGAAGAUAGCGGGUACGGCACUUUUGAUCUCGAGUUCGUCGCCGGCACCAUCGACCGCAGCAAGAUGGCAAUCUUUGAACGCAUUCUCUGGCGUGUUCUUCGCGGUAACCUCUACAUGAACUACGCCGAGAUCGACGAGGCUUUCGACGACCCCACCAAAGAGGAGCCUGUCCGCAAAAAUGUUUUCAUCAUUUUUGCUCACGGUUCUGAGCUACUCGCCAAGAUUCGCAAGAUCAGCGAGAGUAUGGGCGGUACGCUCUACCCGAUCGACAGCAAUGCUGAUCGUCGCGAGGAGAGCCUUCGCGAGGUUCUCAGCCGUAUCGAGGACCUCAACAACGUCCUUUACUCAACAAGCGCCACCCGCCGCACCGAACUCGUCAAGAUCGCUGAGGUGCUCAGCGGUUGGGAGGACGUCGUUCGCAAGGAGAAGCUCAUCUACUCGACGCUCAACAUGUUCCUCUUCGACAACCGACGCAAGACGCUUGUCGCUGAAGGUUGGUGCCCAUCCAGCGACCUCGGACAGAUCCAGCUUGCUCUUCGUCGCGCUAAUGAGAACGCCGGCACAAGUGCCCCUGCUGUGCUGCAAGAGCUUCGUACUAACAAGAUGCCGCCCACCUUCCAGCGUUCCAACAAGUACACCGAGGCAAUCCAGUCCGUCGGUGACAGCUACGGCAUUGCCAAGUACAAGGAAGUGAACCCUGGUCUGUUCAACCUCAUCCUCCUCCCGUUCUUGUUCGCCGUCAUGUUUGGCGAUGUCUUCCACGCCUUCCUCAUGACGCUGGCAGCGCUCACCAUGUGCGUCUUUGAGCGCAAGCUCGCCAAGGUUGACAACGAGAUCUUCACCAUGUUCUUCUACGGUCGCUACAUGAUGCUGCUCAUGGGCGUUUUCUCCAUGUUUACCGGUUUUCUUUACAACGAUAUCGGAAGCAAGAGCAUGCACCUCUUCCACACCGGCUGGGACUGGCCUCACCAAAACGGCACCAUUGAGGCUGUGUCCAACGGCAACGUCUACGCUAUCGGCAUCGACCCCACCUGGCACGGUGCAGAUAACGCGCUCGUCUUCACCAACUCACUCAAGAUGAAGAUGUCGGUCAUCCUCGGUGUCUUCCACAUGACGCUCGCCAUUCUUCUCAACGUGCCCAACUUCAUCCGCUUUGGUCAGAAGUGGAAGAUCUGGUCCGAGAUCGUGCCUCAGAUGCUGUUCAUGCAGUCACUCUUUGGCUACCUCGUCUUUGCCAUUGUAUACAAAUGGUCUAUUGACUGGUACGAGACCGAUGCCAACGGCACCGUCUUCCGCAACAACCCGCCUGGCUUGCUCAACAUGCUCAUCUACAUGUUCCUCAAGCCCGGCGAUGUCGAUCCCAAAACUGAGCUCUACUCGGGUCAAGCAUUUGUCCAGACGGUGCUACUGCUCAUCGCCUUCAUCUGUGUGCCUUGGAUGCUCAUCGUCACCCCAUACAUUGAGUGGAAGGAGCACCAGAAGACCAAGGGCCAAGGGUACCGCGCCAUCGGUCACGGUGACGGCUCGCGUCUCGGUGGUGACGAAGACGACGAGGAAGAUGCCGACGAGACGAGCCGUCUGGCUCAAACCCAGAGCAACGGCAACGGCAACGGCGGCAGUCACGGCGACGGCGAAAUGGAGGAGGAGCACGAGUUCAACAUUGGUGAGGUCGUCAUUCAUCAGGUCAUUCACACGAUCGAGUUCUGCCUCGGAUGCAUUUCCAACACGGCUUCGUAUUUGCGACUCUGGGCGCUGUCGCUCGCCCAUGCUCAGCUUUCCGAGGUGUUGUGGACCAUGACCAUCCAGAAUGUCUUUGGCAUGACGGGUGUCACGGGCGCCAUUGCCACCGUUCUCGCGUUCGGUCUCUGGUUCUGUCUCUCCAUCGCCAUUUUGUGCUGCAUGGAGGGCCUCAGUUCGCUGCUGCAUGCUAUUCGCCUCGCCUGGGUCGAAUUCGGAAGCAAGUUCUACCAGGCAGGCGGCUACCAAUUCGAGCCUCUCAAGUUCUAG
Molecule: messenger RNA, 2568 nt
Organism: Mycosarcoma maydis (corn smut)
Lineage: Eukaryota; Fungi; Basidiomycota; Ustilaginomycetes; Ustilaginales
Product: putative vacuolar (H+)-ATPase
Exons: 1
Coding region: 1-2568 (855 amino acids)
Biological process (GO): vacuolar acidification; proton transmembrane transport
Cellular component (GO): vacuolar proton-transporting V-type ATPase complex; fungal-type vacuole membrane; vacuolar proton-transporting V-type ATPase, V0 domain
Molecular function (GO): ATPase binding; proton-transporting ATPase activity, rotational mechanism
Source: RefSeq, a predicted model, not a curated record